Molecule: messenger RNA, 3204 nt
Organism: Rotaria sp. Silwood1
Lineage: Eukaryota; Metazoa; Rotifera; Eurotatoria; Philodinida; Philodinidae
Source: the annotation of a GenBank genome assembly
AUGAAGCAGUUGAGUGUUGUUCUCAUCUUGCUAUUGCACCUCUUAACAACAAGCAUAGCCUAUCAAUCAUCAGAAUUUUUUCCUUUUUAUUCUCAAAAUGAUACACAAAAUUUCAAAGAUAAUGAAGAAUUUUAUUCAUAUACUUCACUUAAUCAUUCGAUUCAUCGUCGACAACUUUCACUUAAUAUUCAUACAUCACAACAAGCACGUUUACGAAUUACACCGUCGUAUAUUAUUCUUGGUCCACGUAUAAUUCGACCGGCACAAGUAGUUUCUAUAAGUGUUACUAUAUUACGAGAGGAAUGGAAUCCAAUGAUGGUUAAAGCAUUAAUAUCUAAUGAUGAUAUGGCUAUUGCAAAUGUUGAAGAUAUAUGUAUGGUUAAUAUACCACGUACAUUACAAAUGCAUAUACCAAAAAAUAUUCGUAAUGGAACAUAUCGUUUAACAAUUGAAGGAAGACUAGUAACAGGUGAAAGAAAAUUUUAUAAUAUGUCACAAUUAAUAUAUGAACAAAAAGCUGUAUCAAUACUUAUUCAACUUGAUCGACCUGUUUAUCGUCAUGAAACUGUUAUACAAUUUCGUUGUAUACCCAUUUAUCCAGAUUUAAGUGGUUAUUUUCAUACAGUUGAUGUAUAUAUUCUUGGUCCAUCGGGGCAUAUUUUACGUAAAUGGGAAAAUCAACAAACAACCGCCGGAAUAGUUUCACUUGAAUAUCCAAUUAAUGAUGCACCACCUGAAGGUACUUGGACAAUAAAAUGUCGUGUUAUGGGCUAUGAAGAAAAAAAAACAUUUGAAAUUUAUGAAUUUUAUUAUCGAAAAUUUGAAGUUAAUGUUACUGUUCCAUAUUACUUACCAAUUGAUACUCCUGGUAUAGGUGGAAUUAUAACAGCAAAUUAUACAACUGGAAUGGGUGUACUUGGUUAUGCACGAAUUGUUGUUCGAGCGCGUAAUAUGUCUAUGCCAUAUGAUCCACGUGGUCAUCCAUUACCAGAUGCUGAAUUUGAUCGAACAACACCAUCAUAUACAACAAAAAUUAAUGAUUUUAAUGGUGUUGCUGGUUUUUUUAUACCAAUAUCUGUUAUUCAUACACUUUUACCAGAUUUAGAUGGUAAUGAAAUUUUAAUAACAGCUGUUGUACAUGAUCCAUGGUGGAACGAAACAAAUAAUGGUACUACUGUUAUUUCAUUUUAUAGACCUGGUACACGUCUACGUUUUCUUGGUGGACCAUCCAUGGUAUUCAAACCUCGUAUGCUUUUUACUACUUAUGUAGCAGCUACGAAUGAUGAUGGUACAAAAUAUUCUCCUGGUCCUGGUCGAUAUAUUCGUAUUUAUACUGAUACAGAUCGUAGUCAAACACAAGCUCCAGUAGAUUAUAUGAUUGAUUCAUCUGGUAUAAUUAGACAUAGGUUUUUAACACCUGCUGAUCCAACAGUUACAUUUAUAAGACUUCGCGCUGAAUUAUAUGAUAGGAAUAUUAAAGUUCAAGGUAGUGAAGAUGAACAGCGUGCUAUACGUUAUUUAUCGCCAUCGAAUAGUUAUUUACAAGUUACAUCUAGUACAGAAACACCACGUGUUGGUGAUUUUAUGUUAUUUCGUGUUAAUAUAACACAAUAUGUUGAUUUUGUUUAUUAUCAUAUAACAUCAGCCGGAAAAUUAAUAUUUACAAAUAUUCUUCCAAUGGAUGGUUCUAGACAAAAAACAUUUGAUAUUGGUAUUAGUCGUCAAAUGGCUCCAUCAGCUCAUAUACUUGUUUAUUAUGUACGUUAUGAUGGUGAAAUUGUUGCUGAUAGUAUGAAUUUUCAUGUUGAUACAUCAUCAGUUACAAAUCAUGUUAAUAUAACAGUAAAUCGACGAAAAGAUUUUACAGGAAAUACAAUUGAAAUAUUAGCAUAUACAUCACCACAAUCAUAUGUUGCAUUUGCUGGUCUUGGUCUUGUACAAACACGUUUAUUUCCACCAGGAAAUCAUAUUAGUUCAGUUAUGAUUUAUGAUGAAUUAUAUUCGUUUGAUCGUUAUUCAACAACAAGUUUUCAACAUACAUGGUAUUCAGAUAUAAAUAUCGCAUCAAAUCGAGUAUUUUUUUCAUCACAAUCAUAUGGCUAUGAUGCUGGUUCAACAUUUAAUUCAACAGGCAUGCAAAUAUUUACUGAUGUUAAUAUAAAAGCUAUACCAACAACAUGUAAUCGAUAUGGUUUAUUUCAAUGUACUGAUGGUUCAUGUUAUCCAUCACAACUAAAAUGUAAUGGUAUUCUUGAUUGUCGUGAUGGUUCCGAUGAAGUUAAUUGUAAUAUUAAUAUAACAACAGUAAGUCAAUAUAAAUUUACUCCAUUAUAUCUUCGUUUAUGGCCAUAUUGGGAACGUGAAUUACAACUUGAUUUUAUGUGGCAUCAACAAUUUGCUUAUCCAGAUGGUCGUGUACAAUUUCGUACAACUGUACCAAAUACAAUAGCUACAUGGGUUAUAACUGCAUUAGCUGUUAGUCGUUUAACAGGUUUUGGUGUUGUUAAUGUACCAUAUAUAUAUGAAGGCACAAGACAAUUUUUUAUUAAAGUUGAAGUUCCACCUAUUAUUCGUCUUGGUGAACAAAUUGGUGCACGUGUUGAUGUUUUUAAUUUUCAAACCUAUCGUAUUGAAGCAUUAAUUAUUCUACAUGCAUCUGAUAAUUAUCGAUAUGUUAAUAUUGAUCGCAAUGGUGUUGUUUCAUCAUUUGCACCAAAAUUAACAGAUGGAGAUCAUCAUGUACUUGUUACAUUAUAUCCAAAUGAAGUACGAAGACUUUAUCUUCCAUUUGUAGCAAUUGUUGCCGGUGAAGUUGAAGUUAUGAUUGAAGGUAUUACUGGUGUAUCUCGUGAUUUUUUUCGUGAAGUAAUCAAAGUUAAUUAUGAAGGUGUACGUAAUUUUUAUCAUACUCCAACCGUAUUAUCACUUAAUAAUUUACCACGACAAGUAAAUGAAUAUGAUAUUACUGUUCCUCAACAUUUUAUUCUUCCAAUAGCAAAUACUUGGGAUUAUGUUCAUGGUUCAGCUACAUGUGAAAUAUUUAUAUCCGGUGAUGUAGCUGGUCCUUAUUUUUUAUUAGGCUAUGAUGAAUGGUUAAACACAGAUAAUUUAAUUCAACGUACAACUGCUCCAAGUGAUUCAGGGAUUUUUGAUUUUGCUAUGAUGAUAUAUAAUCUUCGAUAUAUGUUGCAAGGUAAAUAUUAA